CAUGGCUUCCACCAGUGGCGGCUCGGCCGCCGCCUCGGCGCCGUCCUCGUCGCGGAUGAGCGACGUGGUGCACGUGGACGAGCUCCACGUGGAGAGCGACGACCUGGUCACGGAGGUGGUGGAUGUGACCGGGGGAAGCGAUGACGAGGAUUUGGUCGAGGUGAACAAGGCGGGUCCCCCGCUUUACUUCCACGGCUACCGCCGGGGCCGUGAGCUGGGACGUGGCGCCUCUGGACAGGUCUUCGUGUGCCACAAGAAGGGGGACACCUCCAGCAGCGGCGGCGGCUACGCGGUGAAGGUCGUGGAUCUGCGGCGGCUGCACCUGCAGCCGAACGCGGAACGCGAGGAGAAGAAGCUGAGCCGCGAGGUGGAGAUCCUGACAAGACUACCGCCGCAUCCCAACAUUGUGCAGCUCAUCGACACCUUUGAGGAUGGCGAUUGGUUCCUGUUGGUCUUAGAGUUGGUGGGCGGUGGAGAUCUCUACACGGUGCUCACCAAUCGAGAACCGCCAAGGUUACAGGAGCGGGAAGCCGCUUUCGUGGUAGCACAGUUGGUGGAAGGCUUAUCCUUUCUACACAGUCAAGGCAUCAUCCACCGGGAUAUGAAGCUGGAAAAUGUCCUGGUGGCCAACGAGCGGCGUGAGAAACCCUUGGUGUUUUACACGGUGAAAAUCACCGACUUUGGCCUCUCCAAGGCCAUUGGCGCCGGCUUCAGCGAAGCACGCUCCACGGUGGGCACGCGGCCCUACACGGCACCGGAGGUCCUGAGAGAAGAUUCGCACGACUUCAGUUCUGACCUGUGGUGUUUGGGCGUGUUGCUCUUCGUGCUCUUGGCGGGGCAUUUCCCUUUCAACAAGAUCCCCACCAAGCAAGACGAGCUACAACAUUUGGUUGGGAAGCUGAAAAUCAGCGACCUCUCCAAGUCGGUGUUGCUGGGACUGCUGCAGUUGGAGCCACUGAAACGCUUGGAUUUAGCUGGCUUGGCGCGACACGAAUGGAUCUGCGAAACGAUCAUGGAAGACGACGAGGAAAAGCCCAAGCGCACGCGCUCCGUCACCUCCGCCGCCGACAGGCUGCCGUCCACGGCGUCCACGGCCGAAGCUCGCGCGUCGGCGGCCGUGCCGCCGCCCAAGGUCGAAGCCAACUCGCGGGGUGGAUCAGAGGAGCAUGUGAAACGUUCCACCGGCCGCGGCGAUCGCCCGCGCUCCCGCGACGGCGCCGCCACGCCACCCACCGCGACGACGAGUUCCUCGACGCCUGCGCCGCUGCCGCCGCCGCCGCCGGAAGCCGAGACGCAGACUGCGACCCCGGCGACCCCCGAAAAGCCACCGCCUCCCCCGCCGCCGAGCCCACUGAGCGUGCCGCUGCCGGGGCAACCGGUACCAGCCUUGAACUCCAAGCGCUCGAUGUCGAUGAUGUUCUCCCAUAGUGAGGUCUUGCCUUCCAGCCUGCAACAGGAUGUGAUGCAGGUGCAUAUGGUGGUGCCAGAUCGGUUUUGGGUGAUCAUCAACAAGAGUGGCCCGCAACUGAAGCAGAUCUCCUCAACCUUGGGCUGCCAGGUGCGAUUGAUCUCCCGAAAAACGGUGAGUGAACAGCGCUUGGUGGGUGAUCAUCGUAUCGUGGUCAUCGGGACCUACUACCAGUGUAGCGUUGUUCAGGAGCUGGUGCAUGGCCGCAUGAUGCAGGCGCAGCGCGCCGAGGGCAAGGAGCCCACCGGGGAGAUCGCCGUGACGUUGUUCGUCCGCGCCGAGGCGGCCGGCGUCGUCAUCGGCAAGCAGGGCUGGGUGCUGGGACGGGUGCGUAAGCAAUCCGGUGCCAAGAUCAACUUGCUACGGGAAGAAGUCCGCGGUCAAAGGCCUUGUAUCAUCGAGGGCUUUUUCCAGAACGUGCUUCAAGCUGAGAAGCACAUCUUCGACCUCGUCACCGCUGUCCCCGUGGUGACCUCUCCGCCGCCGCCGCCGCGCUGGCCGCCGCAGCCGCCCUCCUGCGUUCCGCAGGCGCCCAAGCUGUCGCGGACGCGGCUGAGCGCCGAGCCGUUGAACGGCGUGGUGGUGACUUGGAAAGGUGCCAUUGGAUGGAUUCAACCAGAGCAGCAGCUGAAUCACCCCCGGGCCUUUUCGCGGCAGGGACAGGUCUACAUUCACGCGAAAGACGUGAUCAACAACGAGCCGCUGACAGUGGGCCAAGCGGUGCGCUUUCAUCUCUACGAGGAUCGCGCAGGGCUCGGUGCGGAGCAAUGCUAUGCCAUUGCCUGAGGCGUACGGUCGCAGCGGUGCUGCCAACAGUUUCAGGGGG
This is a messenger RNA of Cladocopium goreaui, 2294 nucleotides long. Lineage: Eukaryota; Dinophyceae; Suessiales; Symbiodiniaceae. The record is from the annotation of a GenBank genome assembly.